This is a messenger RNA of Amblyraja radiata (thorny skate), 3017 nucleotides long. It is a transcript of the gene ints5, whose product is annotated as integrator complex subunit 5. NCBI's taxonomy places the organism in Eukaryota, Metazoa, Chordata, Chondrichthyes, Rajiformes, Rajidae. The transcript is spliced from 2 exons. The record is from RefSeq and is a predicted model, not a curated record. Gene Ontology annotation, cellular component: integrator complex. The annotation marks the transcript as partial. Gene Ontology annotation, biological process: snRNA 3'-end processing.
AGUGUUACACCCGCUGCACGGUGCGGGUGCCCGGCCGCUGCGCUCCCCGCGUCCUCUCGCCGCCGCCUCCGAGCGCUGGGCCUACGGUGCCCGUGAGGGGGAGAGAGGGAAGGAGAGGGAAGGAGAGAGAGAGGAGGGGGAGAAGGAGAAGGAGGAGAAGGAGAGAGAGAGAGAGAGGCCAGCGGUUCCCGGGCUGUCCGUUCCGUUCCGUUCCCGUCGCCAUGGCGGCCAUGGAGGGAAGCGCCAACUCCCGGGCGGGGAUCAGCUCUCAGGAGCUGCUGCAGAAGGUGAAGGCGUUCAUCAGCGGUGUAGACCCGGCCCAGGGGCACCAGCUGACGGUGAAGGAGCACGCUCGCUGCGGCAUCCUGCUGCUGCGGAACCUGCCGCCGGCCCGGGCCGCCGUGCUGGAGCACCUGCGCGGGGUCUUCGACGAGUCGGUGGGGGCGUACAUCCUGGCCCUAGACCGGGAGGGCGGAGGCGGAGGACACCUGGGCUCGCUGGGGCUGGAGGAUGUCACGCUGGAGAUUCAGGGGGUGCUGUCGGAGUUUGUGCGCUCCAACCCCCGGGCCUGGGCCCCGCUUGUAUCCGGCUGGUCAAUCGAUCUGAUGGGGCAACUGAGCAGCAAGUACUCCGGGCGGCAUCGGGUGCCCCACGCCAGCAGCCUAAACGAGCUGCUGCAGCUGUGGAUGUCGUGCAAGGCCAUGCGGGCGCUGAUGGACAUCUACGUGCAGUGCCUCUCCUCCCUCAUCAGCUCCUGCCCGGACGCCUGCGUAGACGCCCUGCUGGACACCUCGGUGCAACACUCGCCCCACUUCGACUGGGUGGUGGCCCACAUCGGCUCCUCCUUCCCCAACACCAUCAUCAGCCGCGUCCUCAGCUGCGGCCUCAAGGACUUCUGCCUGCACGGUGGCCCUUCUUCUUCCUCCCCCGUCGAGCCCCUGCUGCCCCCGUCCUGCCCGGCCGACCAGCGGGUGCCCAAGAUCGCCUCGGUGGUGGGCAUCCUGGGCCACCUGGCCACCCGGCAUGCCGACAGCAUCAAGCAGGAGCUGCUGCUGAUGUUCCACCAGAGCCUGGGGCCUCCUGAGAGCCGCGAGUCGGGCCGGGCCCGGCACCAGGAGGCCACCGUCCCCUUCCUGCUGCAGCUGGCCGCCAUGUCUCCGGCCCUGCUGGGCGCCGUGUCGACCGAGCUGGUGGACUCCCUCAAGCCGCCGGUCCUCGACCAGCUCCACCAGCGGUUCUCGGGCCUGGGCCGGGACGAGGCGGACAACCUGCUGGGCCUGCUGGUGCACCUGGUGUGCCAGAGCGGAGCCGGGGCCCACCGUGUGCUGGGCUUCCUGCUGGAGACGGCCUCGCCGGCCUCGGUCAUCACCGGCCCGGGCCUGGCGGUGAGGGACAGCGUGAGGGAGGCCUGCCAGCGGGUGGUGCAGCUGCUCCUCCUCAACCUCCAGCGCCUGGUGUACAGCAAGGGGGGAGGAGGAGACACCCACCACCACACCCACCGUCCCCUCCCCUUCCUAGACGGGCUGAAGGGCCGCCUGCCGGAGCUGUGCCACCAGGCCCUGCGGCCAGAGUGCAAGCGCCACCCCUGGCAGCACCAGCUGCUGUGCCUGCUGGCCGUCUACUGCGGGCCCAGCUGGGCGGCGGAGGCCCUGUGCCAGCUGCUGGGCCAGGCCGCCUGCCCGGAGGAGCUGUCGCUGGCAGCCAAGCUCCACUCGGCCCUCUCCUCCUCCGUGCCGGGGCUGGUGCCGGCAACCGCGGCCCGCUGCGUGGCCCACCUGCACUCGGCCCCGGCCCACGAUGCCCGGCGGCUGCUGCACAACCUGGCCUGGCUGGCGAGGGACGGGGAGGAGGAGGGGGGGGAGGAGGGGGGAGGGGAAGAGGGAGGGGAGGAGGGGCUAGCGGCCGCUCUGGCCUCCCACGCCCCGCAGCUGGGCCGGCUGCUGCCCCACACCGACCCGGGGGUGUCGGAGGGCGCGGCCCUGCUCCUGGCGUCCUUGCCCCCGCCACCGCCCUCCUCCCUGGGGCCCUCGCAGCUGUCGGUGCUGGUGCGGGCCGGGGUGUCGCGGUUCUUCCAGGCGCUGCGGCGUGGCGUUGGCGGUGGCGGUGGCGGGGAGGAAGCGGCCGGCGAGGCCUGUUCCCGCCUGCUAUUCCGCCUGGCCUCCUCCUCCCCGCAAGCCCUGCGCUGCAUCCUCCGCCAGCUGCUGUCGGCCGCACUCCACCCCGGCAGCGCCCGGCUCUUCGGCGGCCGGGGGACCUCCCCCUCCUCCCUCGACACCCCCUCCCCCUCCUCCAUCUCCAUCACCACCCCCGGCGACUCGCUCCUGGGGGUCAACCGCGAGUUCGGGGCGGCGGUGGGCUUCGGCGGGCUGUGGGCCGUCUUCCACGCCGGGGUGAUCGGCCGCGGCCUGAAGCCCCCCCCGACCGGCGGGCAGCUGCUGCCGGGGGAGGCGGCUGGAAACGCCCAGCGCUUCCUGGGCCUGAUCGGCCGCUGCUGCAGCCUCGGGCAGAGGGAAGGUCAGGUGGGGGCAGAGGCGGCCCAGACCAUCGCCCUGGCCCUGGUGGAGGCCAUCUGCCCCGACGUCACCUCCAGCGAGCUGGCCUGGCCUCCCGAGGAGCUGUCACGGGGGACGGUGGAGCGGGACCUGCAGAUCUGGGGCCGCUUCCAGGAAAACCCCCUGCUCUUCGGCCUGCUGCGGCUGGUGGCCCUGGGCCCGCCGGCCCUGUGCUACUGCUCGGUGCUGCUGCGGGGGGUGCUGGCCACCCUCCUGUCCCACUGGGACGCGUCCCGCCACCGGCUCUCCACUGCCUCGCCCCGCCACCUACACGCCUCCUGCCAGCUGCUGGCCUGCAUGGCGGAGGGGCAGCUCCUGCCGCCGGCCCUGGGCAGCAUGCACGAGAUCUUCCACCUCCUCACCCCCUUCGAGGUGUGGCUCCUGCUGCUCGGCGUCUGGGCCUACCUGCGGGCCAACGGGCCCCUGCCCCAGAAGUUCGCCUUCCGCCCCGAGCAGGGCCGCUUC